AUGAAGUCACAUGAGAUUCCUGUACUACCAUGGCAAAAGGUCAGUGUUGAUCUUUUUCAUCUUGAUGGAAAGAAUUAUCUAGUCACGAUUGAUCAUUACAGUGAUUUCUUUGAGUUAGACUCGUUAACGAGUACGUAUACAAGAACAGUGAUUAGAGCUAUGAAAAAGAACUUUGCAAGAUUUGGUAUCCCACAGGAGUGGGUGAGUGAUAACGGACCGCAGUUUGACAGUCACGAGUAUACUCAAUUUGCCAAGGAAUAUGCGUUUAGGAUGGUAAAGUUAUCACCCUACCAUAAUCAAGGAAAUGGAAAAGCAGAAGCAGCUGUAAAGGUGGCAAAGAACAUUUUAAAAAAAUCUCGUUAUGAAGAUCCCUAUUUGGCACUACUGGCAUAUAGGAAUACCCCACAGCAGAAUUAUACGUUUUCUCCAGCGAAAAGACUUAUGUCAAGGAAGUUGCGUGAUAUUAUUCCAGUAUUAUCUAAAGAGCUACAGCCAAAACAGGUGCACCAUAAAGUGGUUCUGGGCGAUAUAGCAAGAAGACGAGUUUUGUCCAAGUCAUACUACGAUCAGAAAGUGUCAGGGCCACUAAAGGAAUUCACACCAGGAGAAAAAGUUUUUGUCAAGCCUAAUCCAGCAAACAAGCAUAAACCUUGGAUGUUCGGUGAAGUGAUUUCAAACCCGGUCCCUUGA
Dendronephthya gigantea is the source of this 690-nucleotide messenger RNA. RefSeq lists its product as uncharacterized. Gene Ontology annotation, molecular function: nucleic acid binding. The record is from RefSeq and is a predicted model, not a curated record. The coding region runs from base 1 to 690 and encodes 229 amino acids. NCBI's taxonomy places the organism in Eukaryota, Metazoa, Cnidaria, Anthozoa, Malacalcyonacea, Nephtheidae. The transcript has a single exon. Gene Ontology annotation, biological process: DNA integration.